This is a messenger RNA of Physeter macrocephalus (sperm whale), 1070 nucleotides long. RefSeq names its product LIM domain only 3 (gene LMO3). NCBI's taxonomy places the organism in Eukaryota, Metazoa, Chordata, Mammalia, Artiodactyla, Physeteridae. The record is from RefSeq and is a predicted model, not a curated record. Gene Ontology annotation, cellular component: nucleus. The transcript has 4 exons. Gene Ontology annotation, biological process: positive regulation of transcription by RNA polymerase II. Gene Ontology annotation, molecular function: transcription coactivator activity; DNA-binding transcription factor binding. The coding region runs from base 111 to 581 and encodes 156 amino acids.
CGCACCAGGUCCGCACUCGAGCUAAAACCGAGAGACCCCCUUCCACUUCUACCUUUGGGCUGGGCGCUCAAUGCGAAGCCGCUGCAACUCAGGCACGCCUAAAUCAACUCAUGCAGAAAAAGGAGAAAAGUUUUGGUAUACAAAUGCUCUCAGUCCAGCCAGACACCAAGCCGAAAGGUUGUGCUGGCUGCAACCGAAAGAUCAAGGACCGGUAUCUUCUAAAGGCGCUGGACAAAUACUGGCAUGAGGACUGCUUGAAGUGCGCCUGCUGUGACUGUCGUUUGGGAGAGGUGGGCUCCACCCUGUACACUAAAGCUAACCUUAUCCUUUGUCGCAGAGACUAUCUGAGGCUCUUCGGCGUAACGGGAAACUGUGCUGCUUGUAGCAAGCUCAUCCCUGCCUUUGAGAUGGUGAUGCGUGCCAAGGACAAUGUUUACCACCUCGACUGCUUUGCAUGUCAGCUUUGUAAUCAAAGAUUUUGUGUUGGAGACAAAUUUUUCCUAAAGAAUAACAUGAUCCUUUGCCAGACGGACUACGAGGAAGGUUUAAUGAAAGAAGGUUAUGCACCCCAGGUUCGCUGAUCUAUCAACAUCACCCCAUUAAGAAUACAAAGCACUCCAUUCUUUUAUCUUUUUUGCUCCACGUGUAUAUAAGAAUUGACACAGGAACCAACUGAAUAGCGUAGAUAUAGGAAAGCAGGAUGGUUAUAUGGAAUAAAAGGCGGACUGCAUCUGUAUGUAGUGAAAUUGCCCCAGUUCAGAGUUGAAUGUUUAUUAUAAAAGAAAAAAGUAAUGUACAUAUUGCUGGAUUUUUUUGCUUGCUAUUCGUUUUUUUGUGUCACUUGGCAUGAGAUGUUUAUUUUGGACUAUUGUAUAUAAUGUAUUGUAAUAUUUGAAGCACAAAUGUAAUACAGUUUUAUUGUGUUACCAUUUGUGUUCUGUUUGCUUCUUUGUAUUGUUGCAUUUAGUACAAUCAGUGUUUAAACUUACGGUAUAUUUAUGCUUUCUGUAUCUACCAGCUAUUUUAAAUGAGCUGUAACUUUCUAGUAAAGAAUUGAAGAGCAAAUCUCA